Parastagonospora nodorum SN15 is the source of this 1176-nucleotide messenger RNA. RefSeq lists its product as hypothetical. Lineage: Eukaryota; Fungi; Ascomycota; Dothideomycetes; Pleosporales; Phaeosphaeriaceae. The record is from RefSeq and is a predicted model, not a curated record. Gene Ontology annotation, biological process: epoxide metabolic process. The transcript has 3 exons. Gene Ontology annotation, molecular function: epoxide hydrolase activity. Bases 1 to 1176 code for a protein of 391 amino acids.
AUGACGUCAACGAAGCCUUUCGGAAGUGUGCCAUCGGGUGCAAAGCAACAGCCGACGCCGUUCGAGCUUCACAUCAAAGAACAGAAGCUACAGGAUCUCAAGACGCUGUUGAGGCUUAGUCCAGUUGCGAAAGAGACAUACGAGAACCUGCAGGAUGAUGGGAGCCAUGGCAGAUUUGGGGUGAGCCGGAAGUGGGUCGUUGAUGCGAAGAAGUAUUGGGAAGAAGAGUAUGACUGGCGCAUGACUGAAGCCAGCAUCAAUACCUUCCCUGCCUUCAAGACGAAGGUUACCGAUGAUGAUGGCGGCGAGUUUGACAUCCACUUCACCGCGCUCUUCUCCCAAAACCCCAAGGCGAUUCCCAUCGCCUUCUUCCACGGCUGGCCCGGUUCCUUCCUGGAAUUCCUGCCUCUGAUGAGCCUUCUGCGCGAGAAGUACACACCGGAGACACUUCCCUACCACAUCAUUGUGCCCUCCCUUCCCGGCUUUACCCUAUCCUCUGAUCCUCCACUCAACCGGGACUGGAAGGUCGGCGACACAGCCCGUAUCAUGCACAAAUUACUCCUCACGCUCGGGUUCGGCUCAACCGGCUACCUCGUGCAGGGCGGCGACAUCGGAAGCUUCGUGUCGCGCGUUAUCGCAGCCACAUACCCCGAGUGCAAAGGAAUGCAUCUCAAUUUCAUGCUCAUGACAGGUAUCACAGACAAGGCAUCUCCGGACGACGAGAUCACUGCGCAGGAAAAAGAGGGCCAAAAGCGCUUUCAACAGUUCUUUUCAAAGGGGCAUGCAUAUGCGCAGAUGCAUGGCCUCGUGCUUGCCAGCUCUCCGGUCGCGCAGUUGGCGUGGAUCGGCGAAAAGUUCCUGGCGUGGUGUGAUCCGUCUACCACCGUGUCUUUGCACACAAUCAUUAGCGAUAUCACGUUGUAUUGGCUCACGGGGUGCUUUCCUACGUCGAUAUACACCUACCGCGAGGCGAAAGAGCUGAUGUUCGUAGACAAGCCGGUAGGAUAUUCGUACUUCCCGUACGAAUUGGCGCCUGUGCCAAGGGCCUGGGCUGAGAAAACGGGGAAUAUGGUGUUCUUCAAGAAUCAUGACAUGGGCGGACAUUUUGCGGCGUUGGAGAGGACGGAGGCGCUGUGGGAGGAUGUCGAGGAGUUUGCGAAGAUUGCUUGGAAGUGA